This is a messenger RNA of Lepisosteus oculatus (spotted gar), 3411 nucleotides long. It is a transcript of the gene hsd17b2, whose product is annotated as hydroxysteroid (17-beta) dehydrogenase 2. The record is from RefSeq and is a predicted model, not a curated record. Gene Ontology annotation, cellular component: intracellular membrane-bounded organelle. Gene Ontology annotation, molecular function: oxidoreductase activity. NCBI's taxonomy places the organism in Eukaryota, Metazoa, Chordata, Actinopteri, Semionotiformes, Lepisosteidae. Gene Ontology annotation, biological process: steroid metabolic process.
UGGGCGGGGGGAGUCUGAAGCUGCUUACGCAAUUUGAGUACAGUUGCUUGUUGUUUUGGUUUCAUUUGCGGAGAGCAGAAAUGGCGGGGAAACUGAAACCCGAUGAAAUGAGAGAUGUUAUAAGUCGGCUGAACGCUAUCAGCAAUUCUUUAGAAUCUGCUGUAGCCAAAUUACUGCAGAGCCAGGAGGACUUGAAAAAGGCCAACGAGACUCAGACAUACCUGAAUCAGGGCCUGUUUUUGUCCAUUUGAACAGAGUCUACAGCCUCUCUAUGCAGCGUUUGUUCCACAAGAAGAACUUGUUUCACCGUCUGGGGAUGGGCCUGCUUAGAUCUGGAUCUGACGACUCAUUUUGUGUCCAGUUUUCACCUUGUGCGUCCUCCUUGGCAUUCACUGUCAGUGUUACGCAUUCAAUAAAUGUGAUGAUAUGCUAUUUCUCAAACCACUCGUAUCAUGUUUGUCAGUGCUGCGCUCGUCCAGGCCUCUGUGGAGUGUCAAAAUGUCCAGCAGCUGCCAACAAAAAGAUACUCAUCUCAAGUGCCAAAAGUCAAUUUUUGGCUCUUCUUUUACAUGACUAGUUACAGUCCACACCCACUAUUUGUCCAUUGUUUUUAGUCUGUCUGGGUUUUGACUCCACAAAUCUCUUAUUUGGAUUUUCUUUCUUUUUUUUGUCUUCACAUUUGAAUACAAGUCUUUUAAACCCAACCGAUGUGCAGAGUGAUUUAAGAACCAGGAUGAAACAUCUUUAAAAAAUCCAAAUCAGCAAUAACAAAAUACACUGGACAAGUAGAAACAUUCCUUAGUAAUGUGUAAAGUCUUGUCCGUGCAAAUGCAAGGAGCUCCAAUGACAAUUUGCUUCCUUGCUGUAUUUCCACUCUUUCUAUUGAUUGCACCAGAUACAAUAACAUGAGAAGCAUGCUAAAAGGAUUCCAUGCCUUCUACGUUAUUUAGAAGAUUCACUCGGAUGAGUAUAGUUAACCACUUGGAAACUGGUCUUCCAAGAGAGACCCUGAUGACCGGCUGUACAAGGAAGAGGAAGCAGAGUAACGAUUAAAAAAAAAAAACCCAUCAGAAACCAUAUGAAAAUCCAAAAGAAGGAGAAGAAACCCAUCUGUGCAUUGAGAAUCAGUCAUAAUGGAUACAUCUUUCAGUGAAUCUUUGUACUUCCUGAUGCUGUAUGCUUCUAUAACAACAUUGUAUGCAGGGGCAGUAAUAUUGAGAGUGAAAGGGGGUCUGAAACUGGGGUCUUGGUCUUUGAUCUGGUGCCUUCUCUUGGCUGUCCUGGUGGAGCCCCUGUGCUUUCUGAAGGUCCCGGGUUAUGCUGGGCUACUCCUGCUCUCCUUGCUCUACUACAUUUCAUUGUCACUCCUGGGAAAAUCGCAGAAGCUGCUACCUGUGAACAAUAAGAGUGUGCUGAUUACAGGCUGUGAUUCAGGUUUCGGUCAUGCCUUGGCUAAGCACUUGGACAGCCUGGGUGUGACCGUGUUUGCUGGGGUCUUAAAUGAGCAGAGUCCCGGCUCUGAUGAACUGAGGAGGUGUAGCUCAAAGAGACUUCUUGUGCUGCAGCUGGAUGUGACCAACAGUGCACAGAUCAGGAAGGCCUACCAGCAAAUUCAAGCUGAAGUGGGCGAAACAGGACUUUGGGCAAUAGUGAAUAAUGCAGGAAUCCUGGGAUAUUUAGCAGAUGGAGAAAUUCUUCCCAUGACAGUGUUUAAAAAGUGCAUGGCGGUCAACUUCCUGGGUGCUGUGGAGCUGUCCCAGACAUUCCUGCCCCUGCUGCGCAGAGCCAGAGGCAGGAUGGUCAACGUUUCAAGUAUGGCAGCCAAGGUUCCAGUCCCUAUGUUCUCUGCCUAUUGUGCCUCCAAAGCAGCCCUGAGCAUGUUUUCUGAGGUGAUGAGACAUGAACUAUCCAGUUGGGGCAUCAGAGUCUCUGUUAUCCAGCCUGGAGGUUUCAGAACAAACAUCUUUGGCACAAGGGAGGAAUGGAGCUGCUAUCAGGAAGAGAUUCUCUCCCAGGUCCCGCAGGACGUUAAAGAGGACUACGGGGAAGAGUACAUCUCCUCCUUUCAGAAGCGCAUGCCCAAGAUGUCUGCAGUCUCCUCGGUGGAUUUGUGGCCUGUGGUCCACAACAUCUGCCAUGCCCUGCUGGCGGUGCGCCCCGAGCACGUCUACGCUCCGGGCAGGCUAGCGAGCGUCAUCCCAUUCGUCCACAGCUUCUUCCCUGCCAGCGUCUCCGACCUCCUCAUCGGAGUUUUCUUCAAGUUCCACAAGGAUGCUCCGGCACGCCUCCAGAGGAGCACCGGGUCAGCCAAGGGGGAACGAGAGCACAACUAGCUGGUGCUCUUUCUACAAGGUUUCCGAAGACUAAUUUUCUUAUGUCAUAUCAUCCACAUGCCCUGUUUUCUUUUUGUAAAUAUAAAAAUAUUUAAGGGACUUUUAUCUACGUUUAAAAACCCCUCCCACAAUAGUAGAAACCCUAAGGAAUAUAAUUCUAGUGAUGGCACAUGGAGCGUUUGGUAUUUUCUACAUUUCGUAAGCACUGUAUGCAUCCUUGACGGUUCUGUUCUGUUUGCACAUGAUCUGUUUUAACUGUUGUUUCAAAAAGAGUUUCUUCAGUCUUCCAGGCUCAGUUCAUUGUUAAUCAGGUGGUGGAAAUGGUUGUGCCUGCGUAAGUUUACAUUCUUGCAGCUGUUCUGUUCUUGCCGUAAGAUUGCUAAUCAGCAUGAAGGCAGUGCGAUCGAAAGAUAGGAGUCUGUGACCCGCCAUCUCCAUUAAGGAUCUAGACUUCGUCUACUGCUUGUUUUUUAUUCUAUCGGGUAACAUAAUACUGUACUUUCCCCAGUGCUGUGAAAUAAUGCUUUCCUUUCAUUCACCUGCAGUGCAGGUGAACCAUUCAAGCUGCAUAACCCUUUGAUUUGUCACCUCAUCUGAUUGAACAUGCCUUCCAGAACGCUGGUAGGGAGACCUGAAGAGCCUCAGGGUCUUAUUUUUUUAUUUACCAUUUGGUCCAGCUAUUAAGUAAUUAACACCUUAAUUAACCUGUAAUUAACCUGUUUAACUAUGAAUUUUCAGAAUAAGGUUUACUUUCACAAAGAGCGCAGGCUUCACUACUGUCCUAAAGCACGAGGCCCAAAUGGCUCCGAAAUUAAAUCUGUCUUCUGUCCUAAUACUAUCACUUGGUCCAAGUCUAACUCCACCCAUUAAAACCUUAAGUCUUUACCCAUCUCUUUACCAGUGGGUCAGUCCACACUGAGAGCGCACUUCUAAGUUAGCAGCAUCCCAAAGACUAGUGCUUCAAAUCAAACAGCUGUUUGAAAGGAGGAUCAUGGGCUUUUUCAGGCUUGGUUCUGGAGAAUGAAUUUUUGUUUCUGCUUGUCUAUGUUGCAAUAAUAAAUAAAAUUAAAGUUGAAUA